Molecule: messenger RNA, 3126 nt
Organism: Echinops telfairi (small Madagascar hedgehog)
Lineage: Eukaryota; Metazoa; Chordata; Mammalia; Afrosoricida; Tenrecidae
Gene: RAG1
Product: recombination activating 1
Exons: 1
Coding region: 7-3126 (1039 amino acids)
Biological process (GO): pre-B cell allelic exclusion; V(D)J recombination; adaptive immune response
Cellular component (GO): DNA recombinase complex; endodeoxyribonuclease complex; nucleus
Molecular function (GO): double-stranded DNA endonuclease activity; sequence-specific DNA binding; ubiquitin protein ligase activity
Source: RefSeq, a predicted model, not a curated record
GCUGCCAUGGCUGUCUCUCUGGGACUCAGCUCUGCCCCCGAGGAAAUCCAGCACCCUCAGAUUAAGUUUUCGGAGUGGAAGUUUAAACUCUUCAGGGUCAGAUCCUUUGAAAAGGCACCCGAAGAAGCUCAAUCGGAGAAGGGUUCCUCAGAGGGGCAACCCUCUCUGGAGAAAUCUCCAACAGUUCCAGACAAGGCCGAGGGUCAGAAGCCAGUCCUGACCGCACCAGCCCCCAAGCCCCACCCCAAGUUUGUGAAGAACUCUGGUGGCCAUGGGAAAGCAAGGGACAAGGCUGUCCACCAGGCCAACCUUCAACAUCUCUGCCGCAUCUGUGGAAGUGCCUUUAAAACGGUUGGGCACAAUAGGAGAUACCCAGUCCACGGGCCUGUGGAUGGAAAAACCCAAGACCUUUUACGAAAGAAAGAGAAGAGGGUCCCUUCCUGGCCGGACCUCAUUGCCAAGGUCUUCCGAAUGGAUGUGAAGGCAGAUACUGACUCCAUCCAUCCCACCGAGUUCUGCCACAACUGCUGGAGACUCAUGUACAGGAAGCUUAGCCAUGGCCCGUGUGAUGAGACCUUCGCCAGGCAUGCCACCAUGGAGUGGCACCCUCACACACCAGCCUGCGACAUCUGCCAGGCCGCCCGUCUGGGACUCAAGAGGAAGAGUUGUCAGCCCAACCAGCCGCUCAGCAAAAAGCUCAAAAUGGUGGCUGACCGGGGGAGGCCAGCCUGUCAGUGCCAGAGAAGAGCGCAGGCGAGGACCCGUAACAGGGAAGUCCUGAAGAAGAUUGCCAACUGCAGUAGGAUCCACCUGAGCCCCAAGCUCCUCGCCGUGGACUACCCAGUGCACUUUGUGAAGUCCUUCUCCUGCCAGAUUUGUGACCACCUUCUGGCGGACCCCGUGGAGACCAGCUGUCAGCACGUGUUUUGCAGGAUCUGCAUUCUCCGAUGCCUCAAGAUCAUGGGCAGCCACUGUCCUGCUUGCAGAUAUCCUUGCUUCCCCACUGACCUGGAGAGUCCCGUGAAGUCCUUUCUGAGCGUCUUAAACUCCCUGAUGGUGAAAUGUCCGGCGCAAGACUGCCGUGAGGAGGUCAGCUUGGAAAAGUAUAACCAUCAUGUUUCAAGCCAUAAGGGAUCCAAAGAGACUCUUGUGCAUAUUAAUAAAGGGGGCCGACCCCGCCAGCAUCUCCUGUCUCUGACCCGGAGAGCUCAGAAGCACCGUCUGAGGGAACUCAAGCUUCAGGUCAAGACGUUUGCUGACAAGGAAGAAGGUGGAGAUGUGAAGUCUGUGUGCCUGACCUUGUUCCUGCUGGCCCUGCGGGCCAGGAAUGAGCACAGGCAAGCGGAUGAGCUGGAGGCCCUCAUGCAGGGCCGAGGGUCCGGCCUGCAGCCAGCUGUCUGCUUGGCCAUCCGUGUCAAUACCUUUCUUAGCUGCAGCCAGUACCACAAGAUGUACAGGACCGUGAAAGCCAUCACAGGGAGGCAGAUUUUUCAGCCACUGCAUGCCCUUCGGAAUGCCGAGAAGGCCCUUCUGCCAGGCUACCACCCCUUCGAGUGGCAGCCACCUUUGCAGAACGUGUCUUCCAGCACGGACGUCGGCAUUAUUGAUGGGCUGUCCGGCCUGUCCUUCUCUGUGGACGAUUACCCGGUGGACACGAUCGCCAAGAGGUUCCGCUACGACUCCGCGUUGGUGUCUGCUCUGAUGGACAUGGAAGAAGACCUCUUGGAAGGCAUGAAAUCCCAAGACCUUGACGACUACCUGAACGGCCCCUUCACCGUGGUGGUGAAGGAGUCUUGUGAUGGCAUGGGCGACGUGAGCGAGAAACACGGGAGCGGGCCGGCAGUUCCGGAGAAGGCGGUUCGGUUUUCGUUCACCAUCAUGAACAUUACGUUAGCUCAGGGCGCGCGGAACGUGAGGGUGUUCGAGGAAGCCAAGCCCAACUCCGAGCUGUGUUGCAAGCCCUUGUGCCUCAUGCUGGCCGACGAGUCCGACCACGAGACGCUGACCGCCAUCCUGAGCCCGCUCAUUGCCGAGCGGGAGGCCAUGAAGAGCAGCGCCUUGAUGCUCGAGAUGGGUGGCAUCCGCAGGACCUUCAAGUUCAUCUUUCGGGGCACUGGCUACGACGAAAAACUCGUCCGGGAGGUGGAAGGCCUCGAAGCUUCUGGCUCGGUCUACAUUUGUACCCUGUGUGAUGCCACCCGCCUGGAGGCCUCCCAGAACCUCGUGCUGCACUCCAUCACGCGCAGCCACGCCGAGAACCUGGAGCGCUACGAGGUCUGGCGUUCCAAUCCCUACCACGAGUCCGCGGAGGAGCUGCGGGAUCGCGUGAAAGGGGUCUCCGCCAAACCGUUCAUCGAGACCGUGCCCUCCAUCGACGCCCUCCAUUGCGACAUCGGCAACGCCGCCGAGUUCUACAAGAUUUUCCAGCUGGAGAUCGGCGAGGUGUACAAGAACCCCGACGCUUCCAAAGAAGAGCGGAAACGCUGGCAGGCCACCCUGGACAAGCAUCUCCGCAAGAAGAUGAAGCUGAAGCCCAUCAUGAGAAUGAACGGCAACUUCGCCCGCAAGCUCAUGACCCGCGAGACGGUGGACGCCGUGUGUGAGCUGAUCCCCUCCGAGGAGAGGCACGAGGCCCUGCGGGAGCUGAUGGAUCUCUACCUGCAGAUGAAGCCCGUGUGGCGGUCCUCAUGCCCCGCGCAGGAGUGCCCGGAGGCGCUGUGCCAGUACAGUUUCAACUCGCAGCGCUUUGCCGAGCUCCUCUCCACCAAGUUCAAGUAUCGCUACGAGGGCAAGAUCACCAACUAUUUUCACAAAACUCUGGCCCACGUCCCCGAAAUUAUCGAGAGGGAUGGCUCCAUCGGGGCGUGGGCAAGCGAAGGUAACGAGUCCGGGAACAAACUGUUCCGACGUUUUCGGAAAAUGAAUGCCCGGCAGUCCAAGUGCUACGAGCUGGAAGACGUCCUGAAGCACCAUUGGCUGUACACCUCCAAAUUCCUCCAGAAGUUCAUGGAUGCCCACAAGGCGUUGAAAAACUCGGGACUUACCGUAAACUCGCAGGCAACCAUGGUGGGGGACCCCUCAGGCCCGGAGGACGCUCUGGAAACUCAAGAUUCCAUGGAGUUUUAA